Messenger RNA from Mugil cephalus (flathead mullet), 3584 nucleotides. RefSeq names its product phosphatidylinositol glycan anchor biosynthesis, class N (gene pign). The transcript is spliced from 29 exons. Bases 305 to 3106 code for a protein of 933 amino acids. Gene Ontology annotation, cellular component: endoplasmic reticulum membrane. The record is from RefSeq and is a predicted model, not a curated record. Gene Ontology annotation, molecular function: mannose-ethanolamine phosphotransferase activity. Gene Ontology annotation, biological process: GPI anchor biosynthetic process. Lineage: Eukaryota; Metazoa; Chordata; Actinopteri; Mugiliformes; Mugilidae.
GUGCUCAUGGUGCCUGAAUUUCUUUUAGUAAUCUUCUUAGAGACGGGGGACAGUUGGUUUUGUAAAAAGUGCGCACUUAAAGAUUACGUCGAUCUCGCCUCGAACAACAGAGCCUAAAUCUACCGGCUUCUCUCGAUAUGCAAUUGGUCAUGUACAAAGAUAAAGUUGGAGUAAAAUCAUUCUGCCUAACAGGUGAAUGAAUGGAAUGAUAGAUAGUAGUAGAUAGUACCGAUCACUCAUUCAUCCCUGUUUGUAUGGUGAGGUGACGUUGCGUGUAGCUCAAGUAACUCCACAGUUAUUCAAAAUGAGGAUGAUCACCUUCUUCCUGGUUGGGCUGACGGUCCAUGUGGUCUUCUUCCUGUCCAUCUUUGAUAUCUACUUCACUUCUCCCCUGGUCCAUGGGAUGACACCCCAGUCCACACCGCUGGCAGCCCCUGCCUCCAGACUGGUGUUACUGGUGGCUGAUGGCCUCAGAGCAGACAGUCUCUUCACCUUGCUCCCCAACGGCUCAUCCAGAACACCAUACCUAAGGAGUAUAAUAGAGGACACUGGUACUUGGGGUGUGUCACACACGCGUGUGCCUACUGAGUCUCGUCCAGGUCAUGUUGCACUCAUCGCAGGAUUCUAUGAGGAUGUCAGUGCAGUUGCUAAAGGCUGGAAGGAGAAUCCAGUGGAGUUCGACUCGGUGUUUAAUGAGAGCAGACACACCUGGUGCUGGGGCAGCCCUGAUAUCCUGCCUAUGUUUGCCAAAGGCGCCAGUGGAGAUCAUGUUCAUACCCACACAUACCCAGCAGAGGAGGAGGACUUCGCCUCCACAGAUGCCUCCAGGCUGGACAACUGGGUGUUCAGUCAAGUCAAAUCUUUCUUUCGGUCAGCAAAGUCAAACUCCACCCUGAAGGCCAGCCUGCUCGAGGACAAGAACAUCUUCUUCCUGCACCUGCUGGGCAUCGACACUAAUGGACACGCUCACCGACCAAUGUCACAGGAAUACCUAGACAAUAUUGCGCUAGUAGAUAGCGGCGUAGCUGAAAUCGUGUCUGUAAUAGAGGCCUUCUUUGGUCACGAUGGCCGGACAUCCUAUGUGUUUACCUCGGAUCAUGGCAUGACAAACUGGGGUUCCCACGGUGCAGGCCAUCCCUCUGAGACGCUCACCCCUUUAGUAGUGUGGGGAGCUGGGGUUCAAAAUGCCCAAAGAGUCACUGAACCCCAGCCAUACGAUGACGGAUAUCUAAAAGAUUGGAAUUUGGAACAACUCCGUAGAGUGGACGUCAAUCAGGCUGACAUUGCUCCCCUCAUGGCUUCUCUCAUUGGUGUCCCCAUUCCUGUUAACUCUGUUGGUGUGUUACCACUUCUCUACCUCAACAACAGUGACCAGUUCAAGGCAGAGAGCAUGUACACCAAUGCCAUUCAAGUGCUAGAACAGUUCAAGAUGAAAAUGAACCAGAAAAAGGAAACAACCUUGCCUUUUCUCUUCACCCCAUACCAACUACUGACGGAGUCAAAACAAGCAGAGUUCACUCACAAAGCCAGAAUACUAAUUCAGCUGGAGAAGUAUGAGGAUGCUAUCUCUCUGCUUCGCUCUCUGAUAUCCCUCUCUCUGGAGGGCCUGGUCUACUACCACACCUACGACAGGUUCUUCCUGGGCUGCAGUGUGGUGCUGGGGUUUGUGGGCUGGACCUCAUAUGUUAUCUUAGUCAUACUGAAGACUCACGCCAGCCUCAACAGACAUCCUAAUCUCACUAAACAGAAUCCCAACCAUACCUUGGCGAGGCUGUGUAUGUGUGUGGCGGUGGUGAUCACUGUGUUCCUGCUCAUCCAAAGGAGCCCCGUUACCUACUACAUUUACUGCCUGCUGCCCGUCCCUGUAUGGUACUCUGUUCUUAAAGAGUCUGGGACUCUAACAGAUUUGAUCCGGUCCGCCCCCUCUCUGCCCCUAUGGAAAUGUUUCGGCUAUUUUGUGCUGGUGGCUUUUGGGAUCGAACUACUCGUGUUGAGUUUCUUCCAUCGCGCCAUGCUGACUGUGGGCCUGGCUGCUCUCUCUGUCUGGCCCUUCCUGUCGGGGCUUUUUGGCAAGGCCAAGUUGCGGUCACUGAGCUGGUUUCUGGGCUGUCUGUGCUUGGCCGCUUUCCCCCUGAUGCCUGUUGUGGGUAGAGAGCCUAACAUACAUCUAGUUGCCUGUGCAGGUCUUCUCACGCUCUUCACUUCGGCCUGUUACCUAUGGUCAUCACGGCACAGGACGCCACUACACCCCAGCGACAGGCAGCAGUUUAUAUGUCAGAUGCUCCACGUUGCGGUUUGUGCAUACGUGCCAUCCCUCACGCACUCCAGCCUGCAACAGAAACAGGGCCUGCCGCUUCUUAAUCAGAUCAUCAGCUGGAGCACAUUAGCUUCUUCUAUAUUGGUUCCCUUGCUGAGCUCCACGCGUCUUUUCCAUCGACUCCUCAGCAUAUUCCUGUCUCUCACGUGCACGUACUUGCUGCUCAGCACUGGGUCGGAGGCCUUGUUCCCACCUGUGUUGUCUUGGGUAAUGUUUGUGUGGAUCAACAUUGAACAGGAGGCCUUGCUCGCUCAGGGCGCCUCUGGCAGGCAAGAGCUGUCCACUAUAGAUUUCUCUGCAAACAUCGACAUCACCAAGAUCCGCCAACUGAAAUUGGAUGAUAUCAGAAGAUCAUACUUUUUCGUAUUUUUUAUAAUUACGGCCUUUUUCGGCACUGGAAACAUAGCCUCCAUUAACAGUUUUGACCCGGCCUCUGUUUAUUGUUUCCUCACUGUCUUCAACCCAUUCAUCAUGGGAGGUCUCAUGAUGUGGAAGGUUAUAAUUCCAUUCAUCAUAGUUAUGUGCACAUUUGAGACGAUUCAAGUUGCAACACAGCUCUCAUCAAGAAGUUUGUUCCUCAUCGUCCUGGUUAUCUCUGACCUGAUGGCUCUGCAUUUUUUCUUCUUGGUGCAGGACUAUGGCAGCUGGUUAGACAUCGGAACAAGCAUCAGCCACUAUGUGAUAGUGAUGUCAAUGACCAUCUUCUUGAUGUUGCUUAGCAUUGUCACGCACAUUCUCACCUCACAAAGGCUCAUCCUGUGGAAGAGACCCAAGAUGCACUUCCCCUAAAUGGCCUGUUUACAUGCGUCACACAGACUGACUCAAAGAAACACUGUUCAAUUAAGUUUUGCAGAUUAGUUUUGUAGCUAAUUUAUGUUAUUGCUCUACAGUUUUUAUAUAUAAGAUAUGGGAUACGGUUUUAAGUCACUACGCAGUACUACAUACUAUUGGAAGGACGUCUUACAGGGAGAUACUUUUUCACUGGUUUCCUGUGUUUGGUACAAGCUCAUUAAUUUUGCAUUAAUCAUUGGUGAAUGUGUUACUUGAAUAUUUGACUGUGAAUUGAGCCUUUGCCAAGAGUGCUGUUUCCGAUCUAUCAAGAAGGCUAACACAAUUUCCUGUAAGAUUUAGAAUGAAAGAGGGUUCUGUCUUAACUUAUUGUGAACUGAUACGUGCAAAUAAACCUGAGGGAGAGAAAUGAAACAUAUGUGUCUCACAGAAAUAAACCAGUGUGUGUUAAUAAAGAUGAGCAAAUACUGUAAACUGA